Molecule: messenger RNA, 1012 nt
Organism: Centruroides sculpturatus (bark scorpion)
Lineage: Eukaryota; Metazoa; Arthropoda; Arachnida; Scorpiones; Buthidae
Product: MFS-type transporter SLC18B1-like
Exons: 7
Biological process (GO): transmembrane transport
Molecular function (GO): transmembrane transporter activity
Source: RefSeq, a predicted model, not a curated record
UUGCCACCCGAAAAUCCAGGAAAUUUAAAGAAACUUCUAAAAAGUCCAGCAUACAUAAUUGAUUUAUUAUGUUGUGUCAGUAGUUCAUUUGCUCUAGGAUUUAACGAUGCAACGUUAGAACCUCAUCUAAGAGAAUUUGGUUUAUCACCGGUAUUAUUAGGAACGAUUUUUAUUGUUAUAGGAGCGAUCUACGCUCUUGGCUCGCCAAUUUGGGGUUUCUUAUGUGAUAAAUUGCAUGGCAGAUACACGCAUAUUUUAUGCACAGUUGGUAUAUUUUUAUCACUGAUAGGAUUCUUGUUCAUCGGACCGGUUCCAUUUAUACCAAUACCAACAACAUUAUGGCUCGUCAUCGUUGCUCAAGCGUUUCUGGGACUAGGAAUGGGAGGAAAAUUAAUCUGUUCUUUUAUUGAUGCAAUGACAGAAGCAAUCCGUAUAGGAUUGCCGGAUGAUGCAGCUACUUAUGGCAUAGUUUUUGGAACAAUCAUAUCCGCUUGUUCACUCGGCUCUUUCAUCGGCCCAUCUUUAGGUGGGUUCUUAUUAGAUCACGUUGGUUAUAAACAAGGUACAUUGUAUGUAGCGAGUGCUGAAUUUAUAACUGGAAUAAUUGUUGGAAGUUUUGCGAUAUGGCUUAAAUUUCGGCGAAGAACAGAUGAAGAGGCUCUUCUAAUAAAUUAAUGAAUGUAAUAUACCACGUAUUAGUACAGAGUGUUUGACAUACUUCAUCUUAACGCCAUUGACGAACAAGUGCUGGUACUAAAUCUAAACUUUACGAUCACCCUGUAUAUAAUGUAUACGUAUACUAUAAUGUAUAAACUUCGAAGAGAAAUAAUUUUUUAUCAAAAUCUGAGUAAAUUAGCUCCAAAAUUUUUUUAAAAAAGGCAAUAGAUUAUCAUAGACAAAGUUUUCGAAUGACCUAAGGCGUAUAAUUUUGUAAUACUUAAUGCACUAAAAAGUCCAAAUAGAGAAGUACUGAAUGUAAGUAGAGUAGUACAUUCUUUAAUUUUCCUCCUGA